Molecule: messenger RNA, 1188 nt
Organism: Acaulospora colombiana
Lineage: Eukaryota; Fungi; Glomeromycota; Glomeromycetes; Diversisporales; Acaulosporaceae
Source: the annotation of a GenBank genome assembly
AUGGAAAUGAAUAUGAACAAGCAUAUUGAGAGUAAUCCCAAAGUCAAUGCGCCAAAUAUAAUCAUCGACGUCCAAGUUCAGCAUGAAUCUAAUUGCACGACCAACAAUAAAGCGCCACUUCCACUUUCUGAUAUUUCGGGAAAUAGCGCCAGAGAUGAAGCCAACAUAAUAACUGGCAUCAAUAACCUUGUGAUGAAAGACACCUUGAAACCAUCUUCGGGGAAUGAUACUGUUAAUGACGAGAUCGAUGACAAGAACGAUCGCCUUAAUAACUCGCCAUUUGUCAAGGUCGACGAUGUGGCUAGAAGCGACGCCGGAUAUGUUAUUAUUAACGAGGCUAGUCAUCUGUAUGAACCGGAAUUCCAAUUUAGCAACGAGUCCUUUUGUUUCAUUGGCGACAGUCAGGAAAGAAUACAUUUGACGGCACAGAAAACCAAUACUUGGUUGCAACUUAAUGCAUCUGGUUGUCGAGAUGUUUCCAAUCUAACGGAAGCUUACUUAGAUGACGAAUUCUUAAUUUUCAAUAUGACUCGUUUUAUUACUUGCAAGCGCCUAAGAAAAAAGUUUAUACCUCCCACAAAACUUCAGAGUAUCAUAACCGACAUGGUUAGACUUUUUGAUACAGGAGCCAAUGAAUCGGAAACUUCAUUAUAUCUUGAUCCUCCGACAAAAAAUAUUAAAGUUAUGAUUUUAGAUGAAGAGAAUUCCUAUUUUAAUUUUAAUGUUCCUGUGGGAUUAACCUUGAGGUUCAAAGACUUUAUGGAGGACAAGAUCUUAUUCGAAAUAGUCUGUAACGAGGCCAGUAACAUGCUCUUUCAACAAAUUAAGGAAGAGGUGGUCAGCAAAACCUUAAAAAAAAUUGCAGACGCUUAUUUUUGGGACGAUGACUUUUUAGAUACUCCCUUUUUCGAAUUUACCAAUAAUAUCUUUUCCGAUAGCAAGAACGUAAUUAAAGGCAUGAUUUUGGAUAUGUUGGUUAGAGAGCAAGUUGAGGAAUUAGAAAGAAAUACUCAUAGUUUCUUGAGUACUUUUUUUACGGAUGGAACGAUUUAUUUGCAAGAGCAAAAGAAUUCAACUGCCUUCGAAAUUAUUUCAAAGCGUUCGAUUGAAGAUAACAAGAAUUUGAUUAUCAAGACCAUGCUCAAUAGCAAACGAGAAAGAGUUUGGGUUUUGGAUUUCGCCGAGUGA